CCGCCGCCACCGCGGUGCUAUACUGGCUGCAGUUCGCCGAGUCACCGCCUGGCACAGUCAUCCGUCAGUGUAGCUGCUUGUCGCGAGUCGGCCGGGUGUCUGGUGUGGUCGCUUCCGCCAAAAUCCGCGAUAGCACGCGUUCGCGACUGUACUGGUGGCUACUGUAUGUAUGUACGCGUGUGUGUGUGUGUGUGUGAGUGAGCGCGAGUAAAGUAUACGAUCGGGAGCAUCGCGUACGCGUGAGAGGGUUGUGCGUGUAAGCGCUCGGUCACCGAUGUAUAUAAUAGAAGCAAAUACAAUAAUGAUACCAGUAGUAGUAGUAAUAAUAUAGUAGUAGUAGUAGUAGUAGUAAAAUUACUAAAAUUACACCGAGGAAGUGAGCGUCACGGCGUGAACGGUCGUGAUUUUCGAUUACACGCGUAAAACUAAAAAGGAAAUAUAAUACAAAAAUUGAAUAAUUAAAAAAAAAAUACAUAUAUUUAUAUAAGAAAAAAACCUAUGUAAAUCUAGUAGGCUUGAUUCGCCGUCGACACGGCAUCGCAGUACCGUCGUCGAACUUAAUAUUAUAUAAUUUCGCUGUCGUCUUGAUCCCGAUCGUUCGGGGGGAGACGACGACGACACGUUUCGGUGCCGACGAUCAAAGACCACUACGACAGUACAAUAGUGGCGACUGCGGCGGCGUGUACAGCGACGCGUGAGUAUGCUAUUUAUACGAGAACAACUGGACCGGCGGCGCCGCCGGUGAUACUGUCAUUCCACCGUACAGCAUGGCCUCGGUCGCCGCUUGGCUGCCGUUCGCCCGGGCGGCGGCCAUCGGUUGGGUGCCGAUCGCCACGCACCCAUUGCCGCCGCCGCCGGUGCCCAAAGACCGGCGGAGAAUAGACGACGAGAAACUACUGAUCAACGUCUCGGGGCGCCGGUUCGAGACAUGGCGGAACACGGUGGAAAAGUACCCGGACACGUUGCUCGGGUCCAACGAACGGGAGUUCUUUUACGACGAAGACUGCAAGGAGUACUUCUUCGACCGGGACCCGGACAUAUUCCGUCACAUACUCAACUAUUACCGUACCGGCAAGCUGCACUACCCGAAGCACGAGUGCCUGACCAGCUAUGACGAGGAGCUGGCGUUCUUCGGCAUAUUGCCAGACGUCAUCGGCGACUGCUGCUACGAGGACUACCGGGACCGGAAGCGUGAGAACGCCGAGCGGCUGAUGGACGACAAGCUGUCGGAGAAUGGCGACCAGAACCUGCCACAGCUCACCAACAUCCGGCAGAAGAUGUGGCGGGCAUUCGGCAACCCACACACGUCCACCGCGGCGCUCGUCUUCUACUACGUCACCGGUUUCUUUAUCGCCGUGUCCGUCAUGGCCAACGUGGUGGAGACGGUGCCGUGCGGCCACCGGCCGGGUCGAGUGGGCACACUGCCGUGCGGCGAACGCUACAAGAUCGUGUUCUUCUGCCUGGACACGGCCUGCGUGAUGAUAUUCACCACCGAGUAUCUGUUGCGGUUGUUCGCCGCCCCGGACCGGUGUAAGUUCAUGCGCAGCGUCAUGAGCAUCAUCGACGUGGUGGCCAUCUUGCCCUAUUACAUCGGCCUGGGCAUCACAGACAACGACGACGUGUCCGGCGCUUUCGUCACGCUCCGCGUGUUCCGGGUGUUCCGGAUAUUCAAGUUCUCCCGGCACUCGCAGGGACUCCGCAUACUCGGCUACACGCUCAAGUCGUGCGCUUCCGAACUCGGGUUCUUGGUGUUCUCCCUGGCCAUGGCCAUCAUCAUAUUUGCCACCGUUAUGUUUUACGCCGAAAAGAACGUGGACGGCACGAACUUCACGUCCAUCCCGGCCGCCUUCUGGUACACCAUCGUCACAAUGACCACAUUGGGAUAUGGUGACAUGGUACCAGAAACAAUAGCUGGGAAAAUUGUCGGUGGAGUGUGUUCACUAAGCGGAGUGCUUGUUAUUGCACUGCCUGUACCAGUAAUUGUCUCUAAUUUCAGUCGCAUUUACCAUCAAAAUCAACGAGCAGAUAAAAGAAAAGCUCAAAGAAAAGCACGACUAGCUAGGAUAAGGAUAGCAAAGGCCUCUUCGGGUGCCGCAUUUGUAAGCAAAAAAAAAGCGGCUGAAGCCAGGAUGGCGGCUCAAGAAUCUGGGCUAGAGCUUGAUGAAAAUUACAGAGAAGAAGACAUAUUUGAACUGCAGCAUCAUCAUUUGCUUCGAUGUUUGGAAAAAACGACUAGAGUUUGUGGAGCUCGAAGUGCCAUAUAAUGGUCAAUCAAAAAGGCCAUGCUCACCGUCUCCCCUACUGAGCCCUAGCCAUUCGGCAUUAAGCAGGGUGAACUUCUUAAGCUCAUGCUGUACAAGA
Messenger RNA from Diuraphis noxia (Russian wheat aphid), 2361 nucleotides. It is a transcript of the gene Shal, whose product is annotated as Potassium voltage-gated channel protein Shal. Gene Ontology annotation, cellular component: voltage-gated potassium channel complex; membrane. NCBI's taxonomy places the organism in Eukaryota, Metazoa, Arthropoda, Insecta, Hemiptera, Aphididae. Gene Ontology annotation, molecular function: A-type (transient outward) potassium channel activity; protein binding. Gene Ontology annotation, biological process: potassium ion transmembrane transport; protein homooligomerization; action potential. The record is from RefSeq and is a predicted model, not a curated record.